AGCUCCACUUGUUACAAUAGUCGAAAUAAGGGUUCCGGUGGCAGACGGGCAUAAUAAGCCAAGUAGAUUCUUAGAAGCGCUUCCGCUCCACUGCGCUUGCGUUUCCCUUCCCAGCUGACUCUUCACUUCUUGAUAUCGUUCGCUCGUCGUCUCCAACGAUGAGCACGAUGACUGACUCUAACCAGCAGGGUCUUUCUUAUCCAUUUCUUUCUCAUCUUAUUGCACUGCUAUCAGCCUACGAACUAUGUCCUAUGUCUACGCCACACCCACGAUAUGAUGGGCCUGCAGAUUGGCAGACAGACACCAUCCUGCGCUCUCUUGAAGCCGUUGCACGAAGAAUGUAUACUGCGGAGGAGACUUUGGCUUCGAUCAAAGCUUCGGAGUGUUGGCAAACUAAUGGGCCAGAGACAAAGAAAAGACGCAGUUCCAGCACCAAUACCAACACCUCAAAUUUACCGCCCACCGCAGAAUCAAAUGAUGUCGACAUGCAGGAGCCCGAUAGCACACAUGAUGUCGAUCGCAUACCAGGAAACAAACAACACUCCGCUCGCGCAAGCUCAAUGUCCUUAUCACUCGACGGUAUCCCAACUCAUAUUGAUGUUGCAACUCUCCUUCGGUCAUUUAACAAUGGAAACUCGGCAUCGGCAUCGGCACCCCCCACCUCGCACAUCGAACAUAUGGCUUGCCCAACAUGCGGAAAGGCUAUCACCGACACUUUGACUAUGAGCCGGAUCAACAGCUCCUUUGAUGGCUCACCCUCUGGAUCUCCUCUUGUCGUCCCUCCUGGUCCUCUUGCUGCUGCGGCGUUCGAAAGCGGCAUGAGCGCCGUCGAAGAACUGAGGCUGCUCAAGGCUCAGGUUCAAGAUGUCGCUCGUGUGUGCAAUGCUGUGGCCAGAGGUGACUUGUCCCAGAAGAUUACGGUUCCCGUCCAGGGUGUGGUUAUGGUUCAAUUGAAGGAUGUCAUAAAUACUAUGGUCGAUAAAUUGGGACAGUUCGCCAAAGAGGUCACUCGUGUCAGUCAAGAAGUCGGUACAGAAGGUAAACUCGGUGGACAGGCUCUCGUAUUGGAUGUCGAAGGUACCUGGCGGGAACUGACUGGCGUCGUCAAUAAAUUAGCCGCCAAUUUGACCAAUCAAGUCCGAAGUAUCGCCAAGGUCACUAAAGCUGUCGCGUUGGGAGAUUUAUCAAAACAGAUCGAUGUCGAUGCUCGCGGCGAAAUCCUUGAUUUGAAGAAUACUGUAAACGGAAUGGUCAUCCGACUUCGUGCAUUAGCCGCUGAAGUCACUCGUGUCACAUUGGAAGUCGGCUCUCAAGGCAAGUUGGGUGGUCAAGCGCAUGUGCCAGAUGUCGAAGGUGUUUGGUUCGAGUUGGUUCGCAAUGUCAAUCGGAUGUGCUCAAGCUUGACGGAUCAAGUGCGCUCUAUCGCCAAAGUCACAACCGCCGUGGCCAAGGGUGACUUGACGCAGAAGAUUGAGAUCCAAGUCGAAGGCGAAAUGUCAACUUUGAAGGGCACUGUCAACUCCAUGGUGGACCAGCUGAGCGCCUUUGCAUCAGAAGUCACUCGUGUCGCGCUUGAAGUCGGUACGCAAGGUAUAUUGGGUGGCCAGGCCCGCGUAGAAGGUGUGCAGGGCACAUGGGCUGACUUAACACGCAAUGUCAACAAAAUGGCUAGCAAUUUGACUGACCAAGUACGAUCGAUUUCGGAGGUCACAAAGGCUGUCGCGUUGGGCGAUCUAAGCAAAGUCGUCAACGUCGAUGUACAGGGAGAAAUGCUGGAUUUGAAGAUGACUGUUAACUCUAUGGUUGCCCAAUUGUCUACGCUCGCCAACGAAGUCACUCGUGUGUCUUUGGAAGUCGGUACAGAAGGUAUCUUGGGUGGUCAAGCAUAUGUCCCCGAUGUACAGGGCAUGUGGAAGGUUCUUACAGAUAAUGUCAACCUCAUGGCCAUGAAUUUGACCAACCAGGUGCGAUCAAUUGCAGAAGUGACGAAGGCUGUCGCUGGUGGCGACUUGACAAAGAAGAUCGAAGUCGACGUGCGCGGCGAGAUCAAGGAGUUGAAGGAGACUGUCAAUGGCAUGACCGAAAGCUUGAGUCUCUUCGCCGAUGAAGUCACUCGUGUCGCAAGAGAAGUCGGCACGGAAGGACGAUUGGGAGGUCAGGCUCGUGUAACUAACGUCGGUGGUACAUGGAAGGACUUGACGGACAACGUGAACGUCAUGGCUGCUAAUUUGACUUUACAAGUCAGAACGAUUGCUGUCGCAACCACUGCUGUCGCUCGCGGAGACUUGACUCAACAAAUCACUGGUGUCUCCGUGUCCGGAGAGAUGCUGAGCUUGGUCAACACUAUCAAUGACAUGAUUGCCCAGUUGGCGAUCUUCGCCAAGGAAGUCAAGAAGGUAGCCUUCGAAGUCGGUACAGAGGGUAAACUGGGUGUCCAGGCUGAAGUGGGCAACGUCCAGGGUAUCUGGCAAGAAAUCACCAUGUCCGUCAACACUAUGGCCGGGAACUUGACUACGCAAGUCCGUGGAUUCGCUCAAAUCUCGGCAGCUGCUAUGGAUGGUGACUUCACUCGUUUCAUCACUGUCGAGGCCAGCGGAGAGAUGGACUCUUUGAAAACACAGAUUAAUCAGAUGGUCUUCAAUUUGCGUGACAGCAUCCAGAAGAAUACCGCCGCGAGGGAGGCGGCUGAGCUGGCGAACAGGAGUAAAUCUGAAUUCCUGGCGAACAUGUCGCAUGAAAUCAGAACGCCAAUGAACGGAAUUAUCGGCAUGACGGAACUCACUCUUGACUCUGAUUUAAACCGAUCACAAAGGGAAAGUUUGCUCCUAGUGCACUCAUUGGCUCGCUCGCUGCUACUCAUCAUUGAUGACAUUUUGGAUAUUUCGAAGAUUGAGGCCGGUCGAAUGACCAUGGAGGCUGUCUCGUACUCCCUCCGUCAAACAGUAUUCGGGAUCCUCAAGACCCUUGUCGUUCGUGCAUCACAAAACAACCUGGAUCUCACAUAUGAUGUCGACCCGGACAUUCCUGAUCAACUUAUCGGUGAUUCACUACGUCUUCGUCAAGUCAUCACGAAUUUGGUUGGCAACGCCAUCAAGUUCACUCCGUCCAAGGUCUCCCGCAAGGGCCAUGUUGCUCUAAGCACGAGGCUACUGGCGCUGGAUGACUCGAGUGUGACCCUAGAAUUCUGUGUCACUGACACGGGGAUCGGUAUCGCCAAAGACAAACUAAAUCUCAUUUUCGACACCUUCUGUCAAGCAGAUGGUUCCACGACAAGAGAAUAUGGUGGAACCGGUCUGGGUCUUUCCAUCUCCAAGCGCCUCGUCAACCUCAUGCAAGGCAACAUGUGGGUGGAGAGCGAGGUCACGAAGGGAAGCAAGUUCUUCUUCACGAUCACAUCGCAGAUUUCCCAAAGUACGCUGGAGACCACACUGCAAAAGAUGCAACCAUUCCAGAAGCGUGCUAUUUUGUUCGUUGACACCCUCAACGACACGACUGGAGUUGUCCAACGGAUCCAGGAGCUAGGACUGAGACCAUAUGUCAUCCAUGAUGUCAGCGAGGUAGCCGAUAAGGAGCGGUGCCCGCAUAUCGACACUAUCGUUGUGGAUUCAUUGAGCAUGACUGAAAGUAUCAGGGAAUAUGAGCACCUGCGCUACAUUCCCAUUGUAUUAUUGGCGCCUUCGAUGCCACGUCUGAACCUUAAAUGGUGCUUGGACAACAGCAUCAGCUCGCAGGUUACGACCCCCGUCACGGCCCAAGACCUUGCUUCCGCCCUCAUUUCUGCCCUGGAGUCGAAUACUGUCUCACCCGUCUCGGCACCGAAUGACAUCGUCUUUGACAUCCUCCUGGCUGAGGAUAACAUGGUGAACCAGAAACUAGCAGUCAAGAUUCUGGAGAAGUACGGUCACACAGUCGAGAUCGCGGAGAACGGAAGUCUAGCUGUCGAUGCUUUCAAGGCACGGAUACAACAGAACAAGCCAUUUGACAUUAUCCUGAUGGAUGUAUCAAUGCCUUUCAUGGGAGGAAUGGAGGCGACUGAGCUCAUCCGAGCGUAUGAGAUGCACAAGGGACUGCUGCGGAUUCCUAUCAUUGCUCUCACUGCUCACGCUAUGAUUGGUGAUCGCGAGCGAUGCCUGCAGGCAGGUAUGGACGAUCACAUCACCAAGCCCCUUCGUCGUGGAGAUCUUUUGAACUCGAUCAACAAGCUCGCAGGCGAGCGCGCACAGCUAGCCAAGCAGCAUCACCUCCUCCACCGACCACCUGCUCUCAUGGCACCAUGACUGAUGCUUUUCUGCAUGAUUUCAUUGUUUCAGGUUUUGUAUACCCUUGUUUGAUGUCGAUUCCGGUUUGUCGAUGCUUCUAGUAACGUUUAUGGCUUUCCAAUGCUACCCCACCCAUGUCAAAUUAAUCUGUACGAUAGCAUGUUCAUUUCUUUUGUUACACUGUCUCAGACUCGUUGGGUAAUCUCAUAUUCGAACCCCCUGUAUGUUGGCGUAUAAUGUUGGGUUCAUCCUAUGUACGGGAAGACUAUGGUUUGGUCUGGCUACUGGAGGCUAGGUUCACGGUGGUUUUAGGUCUUUAUAGGUGUCUUGUCAAUUAUAGAUGAUCAGUUGGAGUUGAUUGACGUUGAUGAGAUGUUGUGAAGGUGCAGUGCCCACUCGUUUAUGUAGCAUCCCCAAGAUCCCUUAAUAGAUUCUCUUCGCCGAGAUCCAAAUUUGAACUCGAA
Suillus paluster is the source of this 4723-nucleotide messenger RNA. RefSeq lists its product as uncharacterized. The coding region runs from base 159 to 4277 and encodes 1372 amino acids. NCBI's taxonomy places the organism in Eukaryota, Fungi, Basidiomycota, Agaricomycetes, Boletales, Suillaceae. Gene Ontology annotation, molecular function: phosphorelay sensor kinase activity. Gene Ontology annotation, cellular component: membrane. The transcript is spliced from 20 exons. The record is from RefSeq and is a predicted model, not a curated record. Gene Ontology annotation, biological process: phosphorelay signal transduction system; cellular hyperosmotic response; phosphorylation.